AUGGCUGGAAAAGAAAAGAAAAAUACUACUUGUGAACGUUGCGGCAAAUCAUUGUCAACGCCUCAAAGACUCCGUGAACAUCGUAGGAGAAAAAAUCCGUGCAAACCAAUUAUUACAGAAAAUUUAUUUAAUGAAGAAUUUCAGCGAUUGGCUAAUAUUACGGGAGAUUAUGAAAAAAUUUUAGUAUUUCGCGAGCAAGAAUUAGGCCCCGCACUUAAAAGACGAGCUAUAGCAGUAUACAAUGCAAGCGUCCCUAGGUAUCAUCCGGACAAUGGAAGUGAUGUAAGAAAAAUGCUGGAAAGUCAAAGAAAAUCUUUCCGAGAAUUACUAGAAAGAGAAUUCGAUAAACGGGGACAAUUUAAGUUUGCACUAUGUUCACUUACCAAAUUUAUUAUGGGAGACAAACCUGGAAACCAACCACGCUGCGAAGCGCCUCCACCUUACAGCGAACUUCCACUGUUUGAAGAAAUACCCAGAGCUUCCACCCCUAAACAGAAAAGUUCGAAAAUCGAUUGGCUACGAAAUAAGCAAAUUAUAGUAUAUAAUCGAUCUGAAAUAGAUAACUACUUAAGCAAUGCAUUCGAGCAAAUUUUAAGUCAAGUGGAGGAGAGAGGAGAACAACCAUUAGAAUCAGCUCAGCAAGUUUCUCGAAAUAAGAAGGCAUACGAGCAUUUGGAAAUAAUCGCUAUGAGAUUAGGUUAUCCAGAUAAUGCACCCCGUGACCCAGAUGCUUUUGAUAAAUUUAUCGAAGAUGAAUUAGAAAAUCGAUUGGGAAAAAUUUCUGGCACAAAGCGAUCUGUUCCAGCCAUACAACAACAGAAGUUAGUUCGCAGUGGUACCACAGCUGUACGACACAAAAAUGCAAGGCAGACAAGACGACGGGCCCCUUCAAGAGUGAGUGGGAAACUGACUAAAAAGGUUAAUUUUGCAGUAAGGUCUGAGGAUAAAGAAGAAUAUUACUCUGAUAGCUCUUCACCAACUUCUGAAGAAUCAGAAGAGGAAGACUCUAGGAGAGAGCGGGUCUACAACUCAUCAGAUCAAGAAGAAAUUGACUCUGAAGAGGAUGAAAACAAUUUACGUCAAUCUUUCGGAUUAAAAAAAAAAAAAGCCAUAAAUUCUGGUUCUAGAGGUAAAUCUCGCAGCCGUACGGCCAAAGCAGGAAAAAAAAAGCAAUCAUCAUUAAAUACCUCAUCUACGGUAACUGUAACUCAAAAAAUAUUCCGGGCAUCUUCUAAGUCAAUGAUAGAAGCGCUGGUUAAAGAAUGUCCCAAACCUAUUUUACCAGAAAUUUUAGAUUAUUUGGGUAAGGUAUAUAACGGUUUGAAGGAUAAGCUUCUAGUCAAUUUUGCAUCGAAAUAUUCCUCCAAGGAGAAAGAAGUAAUUUGGAAAAAUGUUACGGAAUUUUAUAACGAUAUUUUAUUCCCUUUGAUUGAAGCUGUCAAUCGUAUAAGUAAAUCUAACGAACAACCCCAGCCUAACUCAUUAAAUUUCGCAAUCAAUAGACAUUUUAGUGCCGUACGGCGUGAGAACACAAAAAAAUCUUAUUGGCCCGAUCCAAGAUACGAAAUAAAUUUUAUUGAGGCUAAAGACCCCGAUGAUGUGGCAACAAUAUGCUGUAAGGUUGCGUCAAUGACGAUUCCGCAUGCAUUGAUUGAUUCCGGUUCUAAUGACUCACUUAUUUCUGACGAUAUUGCAGAAGACAUGGGACUUAAAAUAGAUACAUCGAAUACUCCACGCAUUACUGGUGUUGCAAGCAAGGCUAACGUUUUAGGAACAUCAUAUAAUGUACCUGUGUCUAUUAGCGACGGAAUAAAUACAAUUUCGGUAAGUGAAAAGUUUUCAAUUGUUAAAGCUGAAAAAAAUAGAGAUGGAGAUUGCAAGUCUCUAGUUCUAUUUGGCAACCCUUUACUCAACAAGCUUGGAUGGGAACCUAUUGUUAAUCGAGAGUUUAAGGCGACCCGCAAUGGUGUGCAUGUUACAAUUCCUCUUUCAGUACAUAAAUCCCAGCGUGAGGUUUUUACAGUAGAAAAUAUUUCAGUGGUACCACCGCAGAAGGCUUUCGUCAAUGAUUUAGAAUUAAAAAAAAUUGAGUGA
Molecule: messenger RNA, 2094 nt
Organism: Paraglomus brasilianum
Lineage: Eukaryota; Fungi; Glomeromycota; Glomeromycetes; Paraglomerales; Paraglomeraceae
Source: the annotation of a GenBank genome assembly